GGCGGCUCAGGCUCCGAGCUCGACGCCGCAGACAUCUUCAACUCCGUCGUCAACGCUCAGCACAAGUUUCACGCGGCGGCUUUCUUGUGGAUUAGGACUCGGCUGGUACAGCUACUGCAGACUCUGAUCAUCGAGCUCGCGCUGGAGCAUCGAGACGAAGACUGCAAAUAACUUCUGUGCUCCCGCAAGAUAUUGGCUGUUCAACACUCCUAGUUUCUGAUCUGUCCCAUCUCUCAAGAUGACGACCGAACGAGCUCUUCCUAUUCCACCCGUGCAGUCACCGUCACCGUCCAAGUUUUCCUUCCCCUCCCCAAGCAAGCCGGAUCCGAAUCUCAAGCCCAACCCUCAUCCGUAUGCAGUAAAGACUACAACCAGCGCACUGCUGUCACGCUCGAAUUCAUCCGGUCACAACGAGGCAACUCGCCACUACUACGUUCCUCUCUCCCCUAACGCGAGCCGGAGUCCAGAGAGCGCGAAGAACCACAAGGUGUCCAAGUCGCUCAACGCCGUUCCAGAGUCGCCGGAUCGCUCGCCUCGUCCGCUCCCCGUGCCGCCCGGGUCUAGCUCCGCCAAUACGUCCCCGGUCCACAGUGCCGACCCGAGCUUGUCUGGCUAUGAAGCGGACACAUCAUUCCCUCGCCGCACCAAGCGUGCUGAUACCCUGCCUACGUUCCCAUCCAACGCGUCGUCUCUCGAGGUGCUCGCUAUUCCCGAAGAUCUCCCUCCGAACCCGAAGCUAUGGACGCCGUCACAGUUAUCUACGUAUCUCACUACCGCUCUGCGCGUAACAUCUCAGGCGAAGGCUGGUCAGCAAGGUGCUGUACCAUUGCCCACUCGCGUUGCGAAGGACAUCGCAACCUUCACCCGAUCCAGGAUGAUCAGCGGAAGGAUGUUCCUUCGCCUGACUGAAGCUGAUCUUGAGAGUAUGGGUAUGAACAAGAAAUGGCGCGAGCUGUUGUUGGCCACCUCCCAAGAGCUCCGGCAGAAUGUUUUGAAGGGUCGGAUUUGGGGCCCGGAGGUCUCCCCCAACCCUUCCCCAGGCUCUACCUCUCCUCUCCCAAACAUGUUCUCCAACGCUUUCUACAACUCCAACUCGUCUACCAGCUCCCUCGAGCUUUCCGCAGACGAGGGUGCACAAGCAGCUCGGCCCUUGCCAGAACGCCCGAGGCGCUCGAGGAAUGGGAGGGUGCGAGGCAUGGUACAAUCGUUCGAGCGCAGCGGAAGCUUUAGCUCCGAGGCUAGUUUUGAUGGGGAUCUGGAGGAUGGAGAGGACGAGCGGGCGAAACUCGGGCAGUGGCUUCGUGAGGAGGGAGGGUCCUCCAUCGAUGAACAGCCAUUCAAGAGCCCUAGUCCUACACGGCGCCCACUCCCAGACCCGUUCGCACCGGCACCCCAGAGAGCAACUACGUCAACCCCACCUCCGCAGGCGCCUGCGAUCAACGAGGAACCGUCCAUGGAAGAGCUCCUCGCGGCUGAGCCUGGCGAAUCUGCCUCGGCCUGGGGCGCGCGUGCGUGGGAGGAGAUGGAUAACCUCCCGGGAGUGACGGUCAAGCGCAUGAAUGGCGUGCCGCACCCUCUUCCACCCUUGCCAUCCGACGCCGAGGUGCACAGAACGGUUGUGGGCCAUGGGCGAGACGCGAGCAGCGGCCGGCGGAAGGAGAGGGAUGAACGAAGAGUCGUCACUGCCAUUUUCACGCCCUCUGUUCCAGCAGAUGAGGUGCUGGUCGUGGAGCCACCUACGGAGGAACUCAAGGCGGAGGUCGAGCCGUACGAAGCUGCGGUACAGACGGACGAGCAUGCUGCGGCUGAUGCGACCGCGCCGGACGCAGAGGCGCGGCGUCUCUCGGAGGGUGUCGCAGCGACACGAGCACUCGUGGAUGUCUUCCGAAAACGUCUAGAAGACGUGGAGGCCAAGGUCGCUGAGUUGGAGCGGCUAGAGGUGGAGCGUGAAGAGCGCGAACGACAGCUCGCUGCUGAGCGAGCAGCGCAAGAAGCUGUGGAAGUCCUCGUCUCGCCUGGAGUCGAAGCUGACCGCAAGGCGUCGAGCGCGGAAGACCCUGCAUCCUCGACUCUGCUCGGCCGCACAACUUCGAUGCUUCCGGCCGCGCUACAACACUUGGACCUGACUGGUAGCUUCACGGGUGCCAACGGACGUACGAACGAGGACGACGGGGAACCGUCGAGGCUAUCCGAGCUACCGUCUUACGUAUUGCUUGUCGGCUUCGGGGUCUGCGCAGUCGUCCUUCGGGUGGUACUAAGACGUGUCGCUGGAAGGAACGCCAUAGCUGCAUGGAAAACCUAGCGGCUCGGACGUCCACCGACUCAGAAGUGUACUUAUAUUGCUAUGCUUUUCUUGGACUUCGCCUCCAUGAUCUGCCUGCACCGUCGCAUGCUGCUCACGACCUCUUAUGCCCUGCACGGGUUCGCACCCAAUGAUCUCCCUAGCAAUGUAAUUCUUUCUACCGCCUGCGUUCUCGCCAAGACCGUGCGUAUCUCAUCCCCAUCCCCAUGUCAAUAGCGAUACUAAAUAUGAGUACACCGAUCGCGAGCCUUCGCGAGCAUCCAGCCGAUCAUGACAUUUGCAGUGUGGCACAACGCUGACAGUUCGCAUCAUGUUUUGCUGGACCGCAGUAUAGCAGUGGCGUCGAGGUGGA
Molecule: messenger RNA, 2654 nt
Organism: Rhodofomes roseus
Lineage: Eukaryota; Fungi; Basidiomycota; Agaricomycetes; Polyporales; Fomitopsidaceae
Exons: 3
Coding region: 239-2302 (687 amino acids)
Source: RefSeq, a predicted model, not a curated record